ACUGGGGAGUGCAUGUUUGUUUUGGGGCUGGGAGGUCAAUACCUCCCUACUCCUAGUCUGUAGAUCUUCUCCCUCAGGCCAUGGAAAGCAACUUCUGGCUGUUUCAGUACUGAACCCCGCCUCCCAUGGCUGCUGCCUGCUGCACUAAGGCUGGGGCCUUUUUCAAGCUCACUUUGGGGCUGACUCCCACAGCAGCUCCCAGGGCUUCUGGGAUAGGCGUCGGGAGUUCUCAGCGUUGCUGUGUCUCUGCCUUUUCCCCCUGGACUAGUAGAGAUUGGUACAGAGGAGAAGGAACAUGUUAUUGGCCCCCUACUGUGUCUCGACUUUCACAGCCCCGUGCCUCCUCAACUUCUACCUCCACUUCUACUUCCACCUGUCUUCUCUGUCCACAGGACACUCUCAGCGACGGCCUGAAAACUUGUUACAAGUAUUUGAACCAGACCAGCCGCAGCUUUGCAGCAGUGAUCCAGGCACUUGAUAAUGAGCUGCGCAAUGCUGUGUGCAUAUUUUACCUGGUCCUUCGAGCUCUGGACACUGUGGAAGAUGACAUGACAAUCAGUAUGGAAAAAAAGGUCCCAUUGUUGCAAAAUUUUCACUCCUACCUAUACCAGCCAGAUUGGAGGUAUAUGGAAAGCAAUCAAAAGGAUCGGCAAGUCUUAGAGGAUUUUUCAACGGUCUCCCUAGAGUUUCGAAAUUUGGCGGAGAGCUAUCAAGUGGUGAUUAAUGACAUUUGUCAAAAAAUGGGGCAUGGAAUGGCAGAGUUUUUGGAAAAGAAAGUGAACUCCGUGCAGGAAUGGGAAAAGUACUGUCAUUAUGUUGCUGGACUAGUAGGGAUUGGCCUUUCUCGUCUGUUCUCGGCUUCAGAGUUGGAAGACCCCAUUGUUGGACAGGACUCGAAGCUUGCCAAUUCUAUGGGUCUAUUCCUACAGAAGACAAACAUCAUUAGAGAUUAUUUAGAAGACAUUAUGGAGGGGAGAGAGUUUUGGCCUCAAGAGGUUUGGAGUCGUUAUGCCAAGAAGUUGUCUGAUUUAGCAAAACCAGAAAAUAUUGACUUGGCUGUCCAUUGUCUCAAUGAACUGAUUACUAAUGCUUUACAACACAUCCCAGAUGUCCUCACCUAUCUUUCCCAACUAAGAAAUCAAAGUGUGUUCAACUUUUGCGCUAUUCCACAGGUGAUGGCUAUUGCUACCCUGGCUGCCUGUUAUAACAACCAGCAGGUAUUCAGGGGAAGAGUGAAGAUUCGGAAGGGUCAAGCAGUAACAUUAAUGAUGGAAGCUACCAACAUGCCAGCUGUCAAAGCUAUUAUAUACCAGUACAUGGAAGAGAUUUAUCAAAGAAUCCCAAGCUCAGACCCAUCUUCCAGCAAGACAAAGCAGAUCAUCUCCUCGGUUCGGAAACAAAAUCUUCCCAGUUGUCAACUGAUCUCUCGGAAUCACUAUUCACCUAUUUACUUAUCAUGUGCCAUGCUUUUGGUUGCUUUAAGCUGGCAGUAUCUCAGCACCAUGUCCCAGGCCACAGAAGAAUAUGUUCAGACUGGGGAACACUGACAAGUCAUCUCAAGACUAAAAUUCAAUAUUCAGUGGAAUAUUUUUAAAGGAGUUUUUUUUUCUUUUAUCCUUCUAAAACUCUUAUGAUGGCAUAAAUCCUCAGAAACUGAAAUGCUGUUGAGAAGAAUAUAAAAAUAAAAAGGGAAUGUUCUACUUAGCUGGCAAAAUUGCUACAACUUUGUUCAAAUUAUUAUAUAUGAGACUGCCAGAUUUGUUUUCAUAGGAAUCCUUCAUUAUAGGAUUAUAAUGAAAUAUAUUUAAUCGGAAGUGACCCUACUAGUACUUGGAAUUUUGGACACUGUCUAGUAAGAUUCGUGUGUGUUUUUCUAUUUGUUUCCUGAAUGUGUAAUAGAUUCUUUUGCUCAUUGUUCCCUUUGUUUUUUCUUUUAUUGAUUUGAAUAUAGAAUGAAUGUCAUUAAUGUUCAUUAAGAAUAAUUAAAUUUCAUUGCAUGAGGGUUAGAGGCUAAUUCUGUGGUCACCCCUCUUUUUUUGGAGGGAGUUUGGUUUCAGAAGGAAAAAUAAUGGAUAAUUCCUGUAUUGUACCCGAGUCCCAUUCUAGGAGGUGAAGGAAAAUCUGCUUGCCUCUAAUAAAGGCUAAAAUUUGUAAAA
Molecule: messenger RNA, 2156 nt
Organism: Antechinus flavipes (yellow-footed antechinus)
Lineage: Eukaryota; Metazoa; Chordata; Mammalia; Dasyuromorphia; Dasyuridae
Gene: FDFT1
Product: farnesyl-diphosphate farnesyltransferase 1
Exons: 7
Coding region: 126-1547 (473 amino acids)
Biological process (GO): farnesyl diphosphate metabolic process; cholesterol biosynthetic process
Cellular component (GO): endoplasmic reticulum membrane
Molecular function (GO): squalene synthase [NAD(P)H] activity
Source: RefSeq, a predicted model, not a curated record